AUGGGCACUCAGAUGCUUAUCAGAUGCAUCCAAAUGAGCAGCCUGGCUGAUGACUACUGGAGGCUGCAGUCUAAGCGACAAAUUACAUCAUCCAGCCCGUUGGCCUCACUUUCUCCAUUCAUCGAUAGCUUUGGGCUGAUGCGAGUUGGUGGCAGACUACAAAAUUCGUCCUUGGAUUACAAUGCGCAGCAUCCUGUCAUACUACCACGCCAGCAUCCAGUUACAAGUGCUAUCAUACUGGACUUGUAUCGGAAAAACUUGCAUUCUGGUCCGCGAGCGCUGCUCGCUAACAUGCGUCUUCAAUUUUGGCCGAUAGGUGGCCGAAAAACAGUAUCAUCUGCAACGUCCAAGUGCGUCAUAUGCCUCCGAGCUAAACCACAAUUAUCUCAGCACUUAAUGGCUGACCUACCUAAGGAUCGUGUAAAUGCAACAUCAACGUUCUUGGUUACUGGACUGGAUUUCUGCGGGCCAUUUUGCUACAAAACCGGAGUUCGAAGCAAGGUGCCUGUGAAAACGUACGUCUGCGUUUUCACCUGUUUUGCGAUGAAAGCGAUCCACCUGGAGCUUGUUCAGGAUCUUUCAACACAAGCGUUCUUGGGAGCAUUGAAGCGGUUUAUUUUCACCAGAGGCAAACCUGCCCGGAUAUCGUCAGAUAAUGCUACGAACUUCGUUGGAGCUAAAAACGAACUGGCUGAGCUGAAAAAUCUAUUCCUGUCUGGCCCACACAUUCGAGCUAUAGAGGAAUUCUGCCUAGAAGAUUCAAUUGAGUGGCGUUUUAUUCCCCCACGUUCGCCUCACUUUGGAGGCCUCUAG
Messenger RNA from Drosophila rhopaloa, 813 nucleotides. RefSeq lists its product as uncharacterized. Gene Ontology annotation, biological process: DNA integration. NCBI's taxonomy places the organism in Eukaryota, Metazoa, Arthropoda, Insecta, Diptera, Drosophilidae. The coding region runs from base 1 to 813 and encodes 270 amino acids. Gene Ontology annotation, molecular function: nucleic acid binding. The transcript has a single exon. The record is from RefSeq and is a predicted model, not a curated record.